CUGGACAUGGAUCGUAACGUGUUAUUGCUGUUAGGUCUUCUCGUGACCCUAUACGGAUGUGAAGCAAACCCUAAUGACCCGAGCACAUUGACAGGGCCUACUGGUGACCAAUUCGGUGAUUUGAGGUGUCCGACGGAUGAUAACGGCAUGAUGGUGGCAACGUUCGAAAUUUGGAGGAACAAUUCCGCCACCACCCGCGUCUACUUCUCCGAGCCCGCAGACCCGACCGUUGGCUCCAUGGGAAUCCCUAUAGACCAGAGCUGCUGCCUGUGGACCGGAAAUGGUAUUCCUGAUGACCCCUUCAUAUUCACUGCCAUGGUGAACACACUGACGGACACUGUGCCUAGCGGGUGUGACUGUGGUAUUAAAGUGCUGACUGCCAACUACAUGUACCAGUGGACGGCGUACGCCCAACAAGUGCCGAAUAUGAACAUGGAGGGGGACAUUGAGCUCACGAUAACAUGCAACAUUGACAACGGAUUAUUAUACACGCUCCAAGCCCAGUACACCAACGUGCCUUUCCCGAUUAUCAAUAUUCCGGCGGUCACGACCGCUUCCUGGGAACUCGGCCUGUACCGGGCGUCAGCAGGAACACCGGAAAUCGGCCAGGGUGUGAGCGUCGCCGUCGGCACUGAAAUCAAGAUCAGAUUGACCUUUGACCCGCCCACUUUUGCGUCCUUGACAAACAUCAAUGAAGAGCUUAUUCCCUGGGGGUCGUACUGUAAGAAACUACUUGUGUACCCCAACGCUGACCACAUAGACAGGGCAAUCCAUCUUAUAGACGAAACUACCGGGUGCUCCAUUCAAGCCGAGCUCGAUUCCCCUUUUACGGGAACCCGUCCUUCAACCGGUGUCACAUACCAAGCCAAUACGGGCAAUUUUGAGGUGUUUCGCUUUGCCGGGGUACCGGGAGACCUCGGUUCCGUCCCAAACACCCUCACCAUCCAUUGUGAGGCGUACCUAUGCUGGCUGCCAAAUGAUCCAAAUUGCAUCGAUCGAUGCGCGGCGAACCAAGUCCGCCGAAAACGUCAGGCGGAGGUUGAGAGACUUGACCGCCCCUACGUCAUACAGGGCGUGCUAACCAUCACCGAUCCCGUCAAAACAGAAAAAGAACAACUCGAAGAUGAGAGCUGGUCAUUCGAAACGCUUAUGGUACCUAUCUUGUCCGUCGUCGGUGUUGUAUUGCUGGUCCUUGUGGUCGCUGGCGUCGCCCUUUGCAUUCGCCGCCGACGAGAACCCGAAUUCCGGAAGUACAGUAGCUACUCGGAAUCGUCGUCCGUUCAAUCCCACAACAAUCGCCAUUUCCCGCCGUCUGUAGAAGGAUAUCCCAGAAAAUAUUGAUUUAGUUUCGGAAUCUUAUUUCCAAUGUAUGCUAUUUUAAACUACAUUGUUCUUAAUAAUUCGGACUUCGUUAGCAGUGUGUGUAUACCACGUGAUAAAUUACGUCAUAUAUGCUACGUCGGAAGGCAACAUUUUGCUUAAAAUGAAGACUUAAAUCAAAGAUAACUUUUCUUGUACAACACCAUUUUAAAUGUAACAUAGGGCAGUCUUUGCCUCUUAAAGAGCCCCGCAUUUGUAUUAUUACCGAAAUUUGAUAAAGUCAUUAGUUUCAUCAAACACUUCGACAAACCUGUUUCCGAAAUCAUGUUUUGACAGUGCUCCGUCAGACGACCGUAUUGUGAAAAGGUUUGUCGAAGUGUUUAAAGAAACUAAACGCUCAAUUAAAUUCUGGUAAAAGACCGAAGGCGGGGCCCUGUGAGCGGCGUAGACUGCGCUAUGUUUCAUUUAAAAUGGUGAAGAAAUAGUGAAGUUAUCUUUGUUUAAAGUCUUUUUUUCACUUCAAAAUAUUGCCUUCUGACGUAGCAUUUAUGACGCAAUUUAUCACAUGGUAUACACACACUGGUUAGGUCACUUACAGACUUAUUGCAUGAACACACUUAACACUUACAUUAGAAUACAACCGAUGGGAUUGCGGAUAUGCAAUCAUAAAGUAAUUUACUUAAUCAUUAAGAAAUUCACUCUUUUCGCGGAUUGGAACAAUUUAGAUUUUUAAAUCAUCAGCAUCUGCUUUAUAGAUGCAUUGCAUGAUUUAGCAAGAACACUUUAAUACAUGCAGCAAGAAUAACGUAUAAUUACAAUAAUAUGUAAACUGUAUUCAUGCCUUG
Mya arenaria is the source of this 2165-nucleotide messenger RNA. RefSeq lists its product as uncharacterized. Bases 7 to 1341 code for a protein of 444 amino acids. The transcript has 9 exons. NCBI's taxonomy places the organism in Eukaryota, Metazoa, Mollusca, Bivalvia, Myida, Myidae. The record is from RefSeq and is a predicted model, not a curated record.